Molecule: messenger RNA, 2136 nt
Organism: Cajanus cajan (pigeon pea)
Lineage: Eukaryota; Viridiplantae; Streptophyta; Magnoliopsida; Fabales; Fabaceae
Source: RefSeq, a predicted model, not a curated record
UCUAAGAAAAUGUUCGAUCACCGAGUGCUUAAACGUGCCAAGAUAUCUAUCUUCUCUCUAAUCACAUUCUCGGCUAUAAUUUUUCUCCUUCAUUAUGAUCUUAUCUACCACGAUUCCGUGAACCCUGCGGCAAACAAAGGAGCACUAGAUGUGUUGCAAGCUCACACUCACAAAUAUGGAGAAGGGAUGAGGUCAACUCUUAGUCUUAUUCACACAUCUUUACGUUCCAUGAAAGAAGAGAAUGAAGGAGUUGGUAAAGGAAAUCAUAGAGUACUAGUUGCUCCACUUAAUGCCACUGAAGAAGAAAGAAUUGCUUGGUUUAGAGGGAAGCUUCAUGAGUUUAAGAUUCUUAUAUCAGAUGAGUUGAGUAGGAAAUUCCAUGCUCGGGUUCUUGGAUUUUUCAGCCAUGAAUGUGAGUCUCAAAUUUUCAUGACUUGGGUGUCCCCUGCAGGCUCAUUUGGAGCAAGGGAAUUGUUGUCUGUUGAGAGUCUUUUCAAGGUGCAACCCAAGGCAUGCUUGGUGAUUCUAUCAAGGACUUUGGACUCAAUUCAUGGCUAUAGGAUCCUAAAGCCAUUUCUUUAUGGGGGGUUCAAAGUUCAAGCAGUGACCCCAGACUUGCCAUAUCUGUUCAAGGGGACUACUGCUGAAUCAUGGUUGAAUGAGUUGAGGAAAGGGAACAAGGACCCUGGUGAGAUUUCUCUGUUUCAGAAUCUAUCUAACUUGAUGAGACUUGCAGUUUUGUACAAAUAUGGUGGCGUCUACCUAGACACAGAUUUUAUUGUCUUGAAGCCUUUAACUGGGUUGAGGAAUUCUAUUGGAGCACAAAGCAUGGAUCUUGGUAAUAAGCACUGGACCAGACUGAACAAUGCAGUUCUGAUAUUUGACUUGAACCAUCCACUUCUUCUCAGAUUCAUCAAUGAGUUUGUGUUGACUUUUGAUGGGAACAAAUGGGGGCAUAAUGGUCCCUACCUGGUUUCAAGAGUGGUUGAGAGACUGGGGAAAAGGCCAGGAGUCAACUUCACAAUCUUGCCUCCUAAGGCCUUUUAUCCAGCAGAUUGGAAAAAGAUUGGUGGUCUCUUUAGGAAGCCAAAAGCUAGAGGUGAAUCAAAAUGGGUUGAGGCCAAACUGCUUCAGCUUAGUAGUGAGACUUAUGGGGUGCAUCUGUGGAACAAAGAAAGUAAGAGAUUAGAGAUUGAAGAAGGAAGUGUCAUAGCAAGACUUGUAUCUGAUCACUGUGUCAUUUGCAACUUUAUGUAAUUCUUGGGCAAAAACUGUUGACAGUAUGUUUCUCUCCACCACCAGUGUUUUUUUAUUAUUUUCAUUGUAUAGGAACACUUGAUGAAAAUCACAUAGCUAAGCAAGUUGUGAAUGUGAAGGCAUACUUUUUUCAAGACAAUAAUUUAUCCACUUGAUCAUUCCAAAUUUCCAAUGGUGUUCAAAAUUCCAAGGCCAGUUUGAUGGCUCUAUCUGAAUAUUCUACCACAAAUUCUAACUUUAAGCCGUCUAAAUCUAAAAGGGAAUCUAAAUCUUCCACAUCUCCACAAACCAAAACCUGGCAAUCUCCUAAAAGACUUUUUCCUAGUCAACUUUCGCCUGCCACUUUUGUCAUUUCUAUUCUGAUGAGAGCCAUUAUCUCCAUCUAGAAAACUACCCUUCGAGGCUAACUCGCUUUCUUUUUCAGUUCCAACAAAACGGGUGGAUCCACUCUCCUUGAUCAAGGCCCAAGGAUCCUGAAAUUCAAGCUCAGAAUCACUUUCCCACAAAGAUAUGGGCUUGAUCAUGGGUGAGCCACUGUAUGACUCAAAAUGGGUUGCCAAACUUGUGUGCUCCAUCUCAAAUAAUCUCCUCAUAGAUGUGCUUCCUCCUUUCAUCAACCCCAAUAAAUUGCUUGAUUUAUGGGACGAGGAUGAAGCUGAAGAUGACAAAGAAGAUGAUGACGUAUAUAGAGAUUUUUGGUACUGUAUAAUCUUCCUAAUUUUUUCCUUCUGUUCUUCUGUGUUGAUAAACCAGUGGCUCUCUUCAUCUGUCUCCUCAGUAAUUUCAGAAAACAUGUUGUGUGUAAGGAUUCCAAUAAUUUGUGUGAUGCAAAUAACUUUCCAAGAUACAUUUCUUUUCAUUUUAUACAGAAGAGAUACC